This is a messenger RNA of Stylonychia lemnae, 2943 nucleotides long. Lineage: Eukaryota; Ciliophora; Spirotrichea; Sporadotrichida; Oxytrichidae. The record is from the annotation of a GenBank genome assembly.
AUGAAUCUAGCUGAAAGUUAGUAAUAAGUUAGAAUACAAGAUUAGAACUAGAUUCUAGAAUAUAAUCAAGGAUACUAGCAAAUUGAUUCUUCAAAUCAAAAUACCAAAAGGAUAGCUAAUAGCAUCACUCCUAUGAAGAAUUUUUAUGAGCAUCAGAAGUAAAUUCGUUAAGCAGGUCCAACUGUAAACAUUAAGAAAUAAGACUCGAUUAUUACAGUGAGAGAUUCUUUUGAUUUAAAGGAAUUUAUUAAACGGCAAAAACUUAAAAAUCAGACAUUAUCUAAUAAAAACAACUAUAAUAACAACGAUUCUCAAAUCUAGAAAUAGGAUAUUCGAGAAUUUCAUUAGAGAAAUCAUAGUAUAAUUAAGAACAGACCUGUGGUUAGUGGAAGAAAUUAACCAUAAUUACCUAACUAACCUCUCCUUAAUUACCAAGUUGAUCCAAGGAUUUAUAAGGCUUUAUAUAAUCGAGCAAAAAAUAAGAAGAUUGCUGAUUAUUUCUAAAAUCCAAUGGGGGUUAUUUAGCAAACACUUGGUUAAAUUUAUCAAUCCUCUCCAUAAUCCUCAAUGCAAAAUUAGUAAGCAGCCACUAUUAUUCCCACUUCCUCUAAAAUUCCUAGUCUAUCACCGCCCCCUGCCUAAAGAAUUCAGAGUGAAUAUUAAAGUAAUUAGUCCUCUGUCAUAAAAAUCCCAAUGUCCUCCAAUAGAGGCAAAAACCAAUAAAUUGGUGAUUAGAGAUUUCAUAAUGCAAAGCAGCGAGUUUUAUCUUAGAAUGCCUAUGAAUAAAAUAACAAUACUAUGGUAUUAUCCUCAGAUUUGGUAGACUUAAAUCAAACAUACAGUAUUAUAUAAGACAUAAAAUAAUAAUAUGGAAGAUAGAUUAGUGACCCGAGUAUGAAAGAUGAGAAACAGAAGUGGAAUAAAAUAGUUGGAUUUAUGACAAAGAAUCCUAAAGUACUCAUGCAAAUACUUCAGGCAAAUGAUGAUGAUAGCAUGAAGUAGUAACUAAUUAAUGCUAACCAAGAUGAGUCCCUAGUAAUGGAAUUCUUUAAAAAUAGAAAAGUUGCAUAAAAGGCAAAUUUAAUGCAUCUAAAUAAUUACGGUAGUCCUCCAAAAGAUAGUAAAUAUUCUGUUUCUGUUGGUGCAAGAACCUCUUCUUAAAAGAAAGUAAAAAUGCAAUAAUAAAACUACUCUAAAAUGUAAAAAAAUUACUAUCGAUAACAAGAAAACCAGUAAUAAGAACAUAAGAACAACAGUAAAUAAUAAGAGUCAAACUUACCAAAGCAUAUUAACAGAAAUAUAACCAACUAAUAUCAAUCAUAAAUACCAAACAUAAAUAACUACUUCUCCCGCGAAGAUUACAAUACAGUGAAUAAUACUACUGGUAAUAACAUAAAUAGAAACACUCAUCUGUACUCAGAUUAAAUUCAAACUUCAGAUAAGUUUUCAUCAUUUUCAAAUCAGAAUCAAUAGUAUAUGUUUGAUGAUUAAAUUCAAAUGUAAAAUGAAAGGGCAUUUAUUGAAUAGGAAAGGAUGAACCUGGAAAGAGCUAGGAAGAGCCUGGAAUAAUAAAAGCAGCAGAUGUCUUAUGAAAAGAUGUUAGAGAGCGAAAGAGUGAAAAUUUAAAGAGAGAGAUUAGCAAUUGAGUCUCAAAAAGAGAUGAUAAAAAUGGAAAAAUAUAAAUUAGAUUCAAUUAGAAAAGAUAUCAAUGAUUAGAGAUAAUCUUCAAUAGGUAGCAUUUAAGAAGGAAAAUAGUAAUAUAUACAUGGAGAAAAAGCUAUUGAAAAUCACCAAAAUCUAAUGAGCAGUCCUAAUUUAGAUUCAACUAAGGAUUUUUAGUUAAAUUAAGAUAGCCUGAUGCCAACGAUGAGUGAUAAUAAAUUAGAAUUUACUAGCCCAAAAAUGUUCAAUAACUAAUUCGAAGAUCCACAAUUCACAAAUUAAAAUCAGAUUUUAGCGAUUGAUAAUAAUACCUCAGAUGCCUUGAUGAAUUUAGAAAAUGAUGGAUAGUACUAGCUAAGACUAAAUGAUCAAUAAAUUAAUCCUAAAUUAGCCAAUUACAGUGAAGUAAAGAGUACAAGCUCAACAUAAAAGAUUACAGACUGGCAUAAAUCUCCAUUGAUGAAAGAUGUGUAAUUGAAUAAGAGCUCUUUUAAUCUAGACUAAGAUAUUGAAUAUAUUGUAGACAGCUUCAAAAAUAGAUAUAAAGAUUUCAAGCGUGCUAAUUUAAUUGAUCCUCUGCAUUCUAAAGCUCUCGCCACUUUGACUGAAAUUAUGACAUCACUCAAUCAAACUAAAUAGCUCAACAAGAUUGUAGAAUCAUUUAAAGAGGCAAAUGUUCAAAAUACUUAUAAAUGUCUUGUUAGAUGUAGAGUUAUGAUUGAGGCUAGAAAUUUAAUGUAUGAGGUGUUAAAAGACAUCUAAAAGCAUGAGUAAUUAGUCUAAGAUAUUAAAAAGGUGGUGGACUUGCAUUUGGAAUAAUCCAUUGACGAAGAUAGCAUUAGAGAAAUACAAGCACUAGCAAUGCUGCUUCCAAAUAUUACUAUGAACUUGAAAAACAACAUUAUAAGACUUAGGGAUGAAUACAAGAUGUUUUAAAGAAAUGGACUUACUAAUAAAAGAGCUAAAAUUUUGAUUAGCAAUGUAUUCAUUUACAAGAAGAGAGAUGCCCUUAAGCUCAUUCUUUAGGAAUAUGAGGAUAUAAGGAAUUUAGUUAUGGUCUUUGACAUUAAGGAUCUUCCAUUUAUUACUGAAAAGCAAUAAGAAUCACCAAAUAAAUUGGUUGAUGUGAGGAUAAGUAGAAAUUCCAAAUUGAGUCAAUAAUCAAAAAAUAGUACAGUGAAUAAAAUUCAGCAGAGUGCCCAUAAGAAGAAAACAUUUAAGGAUUAAAGCAGUCCUAAGGGUGAUAAUAAUAGAGAAAUAUAAUAAGAUGCAUAGCAUUGA